Colletotrichum karsti is the source of this 1512-nucleotide messenger RNA. Its product is annotated as putative amidohydrolase family protein. The record is from RefSeq and is a predicted model, not a curated record. Gene Ontology annotation, molecular function: deaminase activity. Bases 1 to 1512 code for a protein of 503 amino acids. Gene Ontology annotation, cellular component: cytosol. The transcript has 2 exons. NCBI's taxonomy places the organism in Eukaryota, Fungi, Ascomycota, Sordariomycetes, Glomerellales, Glomerellaceae.
AUGCAUCUGUCUCUGACCAGCUGGGCAUGGAUCCCUCUCCUUAUUCCUGUGGCUCAAGCAACUUCAAUCCUGCUUGAGCGUGGCAAUGUCAUCACUUUUGACGAAGAAACUCUGUCUCCUUUGGUCCUCCGCAAUGCAUCGAUCUUGAUCAUCGAUGAUACGAUCUCUGCCAUUUUCCAUCCGUCGCGCAACGACUCCGUUGCCGUUCCCGAUGAUGUUGAACGUAUUCCAGCCGACAACGACAUAAUCUCACCCGGGUUCGUGGACACUCACCGACAUGUCUGGCAGACCGUCCUGCGAGGACUUGGUGCCGACAGCACCAUCAGCGAAUACCUCUUCCGAUGGGCAAACCCACAGCUUUCAGCUGAGUCCUUCGACCCUGAGAUCAUGUACUACUCGCAACUCAUGGGACUCUGCGAAGCUCAGAACUCUGGUGUCACCACCAUUGUGGACAACGGCAGCAACACCUUUUCCGAGGUGAUCGCUGAAGCGGAGCGCGAUGCCUCCAUCGACAGCGGCAUUCGAACGUUCUGGGCCUACCAUAUCGGAAAUGUCUAUGCCAACUUCUCUGUCGAGGACCAGAUCGCCGUCUAUAGGAGAUUUACUGCAGACCCCCGAGUCCAAGAAAGUCUUUUGAGCAUGGGAAUUGGCUACGAAGGUUUUGCAACGCUUGGUGCCAAUGUCACCAACACCGUACUCAACCUUGCAAGGGACUUGAACGCUUCCGUUGUCGAAACUCACUACGAUGGCGGCAAUCUCGGCUCCUACAACAGCCCAGCUCUCCUCCAGCAACUCAACUUCUUGAACCAGUCUUUCCCGGUCAUCUUUGUCCACUCCAACAGGCUGACGCCAAGGGACAUUGCCGUGUUGCGCAGCUACGAUCACUACACCUCUUUCGUGCCGGAAUUCGAGCUGCACCACGGCAACGACAACUACCUUCCCUCACUGGCCCAAGACCGGGGUUCUCUGAGCGUCGGAACGCACUACUCCUCCAGCGGCGACAUUGUCACGCAGGCCCGCAUGUGGCUUCAGACCGUCCGCGGAUGGAGACUCUCGUCGGUGAUGCAAGAGUUCAAAGUCCCCGCCAAUAACCCCAUGUCAGUCAACCAAGCCUUCCUCCUCGCGACCAGGUCCGGGGGCUUGGCUCUCGGAAGGCCUGAUCUGGGUGUGCUGCGGGUAGGCGCGAAGGCCGACAUUGCAGUCUUUGACGGCACCGCGCCAGGGAUGCUCGGCUGGCAGAAUGCCAUCGCUGCUGUUAUCCUGCACUCCAACGUCGGAAACGUUAAGCAUGUUCUGGUCGAUGGGCAGUGGAGGAAGCGCGAUGGAGAGCUCUUGUGUGCGGUUAACCAGACUGAUGUCGAGUCCAGAUUCCUUGAGGCUGCCCGUAGAGUCCAGAGUUUCUGGGAGGGCGUUCCACCUACUGUUUUGGAAGGUGUUUCUCCUCUUGCGGGCUCUGAAUAUGCUAUCUUGGACGAGGUUGACGUUACGCGGAGGUUUGAUGUAGAUAGUUAA